AUGAUGGUCGGUGAGAAGAGAAGAUGCAGAGAGUUUAAUGGACCGACGCCUCAUUCAGUGGCUGUGAUGGCCAAGCCCCCCCUGUCCAGACCUGCAGACCACCUGAUCCUGCAGACUCAGAGACGGGAGGAGGCCCGAGACCAGGCCCUGGGGUUCACCAGAGACCUGCAGAGCUGUGACAUCAAGGCUUCGUGGCUGCUGAGCGGCGAGCGCUGCUUCCUGAGAGGAGCUGUGGAGAGGAGAGUCGGAGCUGAGCUGCAGCAGCACCAGGAGAACAUCCAUGAAAGGAGACGCAGGCUCAGGGUCCUCCUGGAGGCCGAGGAGCAGCAGCUCCUGCAGGAGAUAGAGGAGAAGGAAGAGACAGUCCUAGAGAAACAGGCCAAGAUGAGAGAGCGGACCAGAACCCUGAGAGAGAGGAGAGAACAGGAGAGGCAGCAGCUGGUUACAGACAAGAUGGAUCAGCUGUUCAGGGAGCAGUGCGAGGAUCUGCGCAGCAUCCAGAGCCGACGUUACGAGCAGCAGGUGUGUCGGGAGCGUGCUGCUCAGGUGAGGAGCAAACAGGAGGAGCAGCGGAGGCAGCAGGAGGAGGAGCGGCUGUUUGAGGAGCUGCUAGAGGCCGACCAACAGGUCAAAGACCAGCAGGAGGUUCUGAAGGUCCAGCAGCGGCAGCAGAGGGACUCUGAGCAGCUGCAGGAGCUGAGGAGGCAGAUGGAGGCGGCAGAGACACAGAGGCAACAGGAGAGGCAGCUGAAAGAGGAAGAGGCCCGACUCCGACUGCAGCAGAACCAGACCCAGGUCCUGGAAGAGCAGUGGAAGCAGCAGCUGAAGCUCCAGGAGCAGCAGAACCGGCGCCGGCAGCUAGACCGGGACCUAAGGCUCAAACUGAAGCGGGUGGCCCGGGAGCAGCAGGAGGAGCUGCAGAUGGAUAUGAACUUCCUCCAGGAGCUUCUCAAACAGGAAACAGACCACAGACAGGAAGCUGCUAACAGGAAGGCAGAACUCCGGGAGGAGCAGCAGAGGUACCGACAGUAUCUGUCUGAGGAGCUGCAGAGGAAGAGGGAGGAGGAGGAGGAGACAGAGCAGCUGCUGGAGGAGAAACUGAAGCAGGUCUGGAUGAAGCAGGAGGACAAGAGACGGCUGGACAGGGAGGCCAGGAAGCAUUUGAUGGAGGAGGUGAUGGAGGCCCGUCACCUACAGAUCCAAAACAAAUUGGAUGUAAACCUCCAGAAACAAGCUGAGCUGCAGAAAGAAAAGGAAGAGCUGAAUCAAUUCGUGGAGGAGAUGAACCUGAAGGACAAGGAGGAGAGGAGAAGCAGGAGGCAGGUGGCAGCAGAGUACCAGGCGGACCUUCAGGCUCAGAUGGCGCAGCAGCAGCAGCUCCGCAGCGUGCAGGCGGUUCAGACCCUCAGAGAGGAUCAGCAUGGACUGAUCCUGGAACAGCUCUACAGACACAGGAGGGACCAGAUCCUGAACCAAUCCGAGUCCAGCACCACCAUCCAUCCUUUCAGGAGAACUUUGAUGUCUUCAGACUGA
Molecule: messenger RNA, 1533 nt
Organism: Nematolebias whitei (Rio pearlfish)
Lineage: Eukaryota; Metazoa; Chordata; Actinopteri; Cyprinodontiformes; Rivulidae
Gene: cfap53
Product: cilia and flagella associated protein 53
Exons: 8
Coding region: 1-1533 (510 amino acids)
Source: RefSeq, a predicted model, not a curated record